AUGAGUGAAACUAGUCUGAAUUCAUAUUCCGACAGAGAAAUAGAGUCUUCUUUGAAAGAUUUGUUGGAGAGAAUCUUAAUUUAAUUGGAGAAGUACAUUGAAACAAAAAGCGAUCUGAAUGAAAUCGAGAAGGAAUUGAAGGAUUAUGAGAACAUAACUCAAUUAGCCAAUAUAAUCAAAGUUGUUUUCACCAAUCUAAUCUUGAAAAUUGACAAAAAAGUCCAAAAGUUGGAGAAGAAUUUGGAUCCAAAUUCCUCCUUUAAAAGCAUAAGAACUGAAGAUGAAUACGAGAAACUUGAACAAACAGUCAUCAAAUAUGAGGGCGAGAUUAGAAAUCACAUACGACUUGAAUAGCAAUUGAAAUUGUAUACAGAAUCAAUCCAAACCAAAUUAGAUGAAAGUGAGGCUACAAGAAAUGAGUUACUUGAAACAACCAAGAAGGUUAUGAAUAAUCUGAAGAGAGAAAAUCAAAAAUAUUAUGAAGAAAACGUGAAAUUGCAGUCUGACAUCACUUAUUAUAAGCAGCGAAUUCAAUAACUAGAAAAUGAUUAAUCCAAAAAGACUAUAGAAUACGAUCAAGGAGAUCAAGAAAUUUAGAAACUUCAUAAAAAUAGCUAAUAAAUUAAAGCACUAAUAAAAACAAAGCCUAAUAGUAAGGAAACCAAUAAAACUAGUUCCUAUUCGGAACAUAAAUUAAGUAGUCAACUCUAAGAAAGCACUGAUUACCCAACUCAAUCUCAAGGAUCUUUGAAAUAAAAUUAUUUUAAUAUCCUUCAAUAUGGGUAAAAUCACCAAUAGUAACAAUUGUAAUAAUAAAUUUAAUAAUAACAACACGAAUAUUAAAAAUCAUUUCAUGGCAAACAUAAUUCAAUCUCUUCUAUUAAUGACAUCAUUCAGUAACAAAUAAUUAUUAAAGAUAAGAAAGGAAACUUAAUUAGUUAAAAUGCAUCCAAAAAGAAUUCAUAAAAUUCCCAAGUGCAACAAAAAACAAUUUAAUAAACUAUAUUAACUCAACCUAGAAGCAGAAGUGGAAGUGCUCGACGCAAUUUAAAUUAGAAGUAGAAAACUUCCAUUCUAUAAUGA
Molecule: messenger RNA, 1083 nt
Organism: Paramecium tetraurelia
Lineage: Eukaryota; Ciliophora; Oligohymenophorea; Peniculida; Parameciidae
Exons: 5
Source: RefSeq, a predicted model, not a curated record